Messenger RNA from Stylonychia lemnae, 1278 nucleotides. The record is from the annotation of a GenBank genome assembly. NCBI's taxonomy places the organism in Eukaryota, Ciliophora, Spirotrichea, Sporadotrichida, Oxytrichidae.
AUGGAAGCUCAUUUGUAGAAAUGCUAGAAAAAUCUAGAUAAUGUCGAUAACGGUGAUCAAUCAAAUCUAGCUAAUUUUUAAGACUCUAGAAAUGAUUAUCGAGAAUUGGCAGAUAACACAAUUAAGAGUUAGCUACUUCCUGAUAUCAAUACCAAUAAUAACUAGCAAUAAAUUUAAAACUAAAACUUUUCAUAAUAAAACAGAGUCUAAUACUAACCAAACGAUUAAUCUUUAAAUGUUAUCCAACCAAUAUAUAUCCCAAUGCCAUAUCCAGUAAUAUAGUAUUAAGCUGUCCCUAGUUAUGUGUAAAUGCCUCCAGAUUAUAUUAGAAAUGCCUAGAAUUAGAACUCUAAUAUUAAUCAACGACAAGAUAUUAAUAAUUAAGAAAUAAUCUAAUUUCACUCUAGUUAAGAGUAUAAUAAACAGAAGUAUCAACAAACUAACGAGUAAGAUCUAACUUAGCAGUACAAGAAAUAUUAUAACUCUGAGGCAUAUAAAGAUCAAUAUGUAAAGACGAUUGAAGAACAUAGGUUAAAGAGCAAAAGUAAAGACAUUUACAAUGAUGAGUAUCUUAGAUAAGAUAUUAGAAUCAAUAUUGAUUAGACCUUGAAUACUAAUUUAAACUCAAUUUCUCUUACUGUGAAUGAUUAAUAACCAGCAAUUAAGUUUAAAUCUGAUCUCUAAAAUGAUUUAUAACAAAUAAAGGUAGAAUUAGACAGCAAUAGACUCAAUGAAUCUAUUAAAAACCUUUAAUUAGCAAAAUAAAUGGACAUGAUAAGAGAAAAGCAGGUAAAAUCUGAGAUGAAAAGGAUGCAUAAUGACAUUAAUUAUCAGAAUAGUUUGAAUAAUAACUCAACUUCAAUAUUUAUAAGCCACAAGCAUUUGAAUAAGCCAUUCGGAUACUAGAAUUCUGAUAGUAAUGAUGAAGAUAAUGACUUAUAAAAAAUAGAGAUGUAUGAAAAAUAUAGAUCUGAAAGACAAAAAAUGCUGAUGGAUUAGCUGAAAAGUUUUAGCAAAUUUACCUAGUCUAAGACUAGUAAACAUGUUUCAAACAGAGAUUUUGAAAAAUCGCAUGGAUAAUUAAUUUAUACAUAUGGGGCUCAUGAAUUAGGUAAGAAGAAACAAAGUUACUUGCCAAUAUAUGGAGCUAGCUCAGAUCCUUUGAUUUUGGAGAUUGAGGAAAGGAAUAAAAAAAGAUUGAAAUUUAUGAAAAAUCUAGAGAGUGGAUCUAGAAAUAUAAUGAUUGGCGAUACCUAUGAUGGGGAGUAUGAAUUUUGA